This is a messenger RNA of Myripristis murdjan (pinecone soldierfish), 4873 nucleotides long. RefSeq names its product monocarboxylate transporter 1-like. The record is from RefSeq and is a predicted model, not a curated record. The transcript has 5 exons. The coding region runs from base 242 to 1711 and encodes 489 amino acids. Lineage: Eukaryota; Metazoa; Chordata; Actinopteri; Holocentriformes; Holocentridae. Gene Ontology annotation, molecular function: lactate:proton symporter activity. Gene Ontology annotation, cellular component: basolateral plasma membrane. Gene Ontology annotation, biological process: plasma membrane lactate transport.
UUGUCCAGUCUGGUACCCUGGACUGAAUUGGAGGCGCGGUGCCAUUGUCAAGCGCAAGGACAAGCAGACAGCACUCACACACGGCAGCCGAGCCUCGUCCCGGACACAAGCCACUUUGAGACAGCGGUCCCAGUUUGAAUCCUGAUUCCAGCUCAACUCAGCUGUCUCUUAUCCUCUGAGGAUAGCCCCCAGCAGUUCAACACCAUCCUCUUCCUUCUCCUCCCUCUCCGCCUGAGCAGACAUGCCUCCAGCAUUGGGUGGGCCAGCGGGUUACACCCCUCCUGAGGGUGGCUGGGGCUGGGCAGUGGUGGUGGGGGCCUUCAUCUCCAUCGGCUUCUCCUACGCCUUCCCCAAGUCCAUCACCGUCUUCUUUAAGGAGAUCGAGAUCAUCUUUGACGCCACCCCCAGCCAGGUGUCCUGGAUCUCCUCCAUCAUGCUUGCUGUCAUGUAUGCAGGAGGUCCCAUCAGCAGCAUCCUCGUCAAUAAGUUUGGGAGUCGGCCAAUCAUCUUGGUAGGAGGUUGUCUGUCCGGGUCGGGGCUGAUCGCUGCCUCCUUCUGCAACACGGUGGUGCAGCUCUACUUCUUCAUAGGAGUGGUGGGAGGUUUGGGACUGGCCUUCAACCUGAACCCAGCCCUCACUAUGAUCGGUAAAUACUUCUACAAGCGCCGACCCAUCGCCAAUGGCAUCGCCAUGGCAGGCAGCCCUGUCUUCCUGUCCACCUUGGCUCCUCUCAACUCCUGGCUGUUUGACCAGUUUGGGUGGAGAGGCAGCUUCCUGAUCUUGGGGGGGCUCCUGCUAAACUGCUGCGUGGCUGGCUCUCUCAUGCGCCCCAUCGGACCCAAACCCCAGCCGGCCAAACCCAACCCAGAGCUGAUUGACGGCAAGGCGGCGGACGGCGUGGGACAGCUGCAGCCCAAGAAGACGGUGCUGCAGACGAUAAACUCCUUCAUCGACCUGACGCUGUUCAAACACCGCGGCUUCCUGCUGUACCUGAUGGGCAACGUUGUCAUGUUCUUUGGCCUCUUUGCGCCGCUCGUCUUCCUCUCCAACUACGCCAAGAGCAAGGGCAUCAGCAAGGACAAGGCGGCCUUCCUGCUGUCGGUGCUGGCCUUCGUCGACAUGUUCGCCCGGCCCUCCAUGGGCCUGCUGGCCAACACCAAGUGGGUCCGGCCCAGGGUGCAGUACUUCUUCGCCGCCGCUGUCCUCUACAACGGAGUGUGCCACGUGCUGGCGCCGCUGUCAGAGGACUACACCGGGUUUGUGAUCUACGCCAUCUUCUUCGGGUUUGCGUUCGGCUGGCUUAGCGCGGUGCUUUUCGAGACGCUGAUGGAUCUGGUGGGAGCGCAGAGGUUCUCCUCAGCCGUGGGCCUGGUCACAAUUGUGGAGUGUGCACCAGUGCUUCUGGGCCCUCCGCUAACAGGUAGUUUCUAUAACUACUACCAGCAUUACAACUACACCUACAUCUCCUCUGGGAUCAUCCUCAUGGUGGCGAGCGUGUUCCUCUUCGUGGGAAUGGGCAUCAACUACCGCCUGCUGGAUCGAGAGAGGAAAGCAGAGGAGAAGAGAGAGAGGGAGGAGCCCAAGGAGGAGCGCACGGCCAUGCUGGCGCCGCCCUCGCCCUCAAAGUCAGACGAGGACGCGGAGGGGAACAGCGUACCGGCAGCCGUCAUUUUGGACGACGUCGCAAAGAUGGACGAGGACACUGUGUAGAGGGUGAAGUCGGACUCUCGAGGAAACCACACACACACGCAAUAUCACACACUUCCGAGAAACACACACACACGCCGUUGCACAGUCCAACCACACAUCAACUUUAGAGAUAUUAUCCUUGGUACACUUGUACACACACACACACCCCGAAGCCGUUCAAACAAACAUAUUUACUUUAUCAAAAAAAAAGUAAAUAUGAAAAAAAAAAAAGUGGGACCUGCUUCUGUGGCUUAUAUGUUAGCUAACAGUGACACGGUGACAUUUAGCUGACUAUAACGCUCAUCAGGCUGUGUUUCACCCUAUAGAAACCUCUGGUAAUGAAAUAGGAUGUGCCUUUGGUCUACAAAAAGUCCUCCAGAAGCACAAACACACAAGGGACAGACUGACUGUAAGAAAAUGUAGUAAAUCAACGAGGACUUAACUCUCAGGGCCUUGAGCUGCCAUAAUGGUUCAGAACCUUGCCAACAUACACAUGCACACACACACACACACACACACACACAUAAAUCCGUAUAUUUUCCUACAGGCUGAGGUUCACAUUUUGUUGCGGUACUUAGAAAUACUGCACUUUCAUUCAAACACACACUGCACACACACUUCCAUCGCUUCUCUCCUCAAGGGCUGGACAGAAAUUAAUACAAACAGACACUUUUUCAUUGGAGGAAUAUAUCUCUGUGUGCCAUGUUCACAUUGUAGCUCUGGUGUCGGGUGUGGAGUGAAGGUACACAACGGUGAAAUCCAAAAUCUUGGGGGAAACACAGUCCCGGAGUUCACUACCACACUGCAAGAAGUACUGUCUAUUCCACUUGUAGUAAUUGUGUUAGCGUGUAGCCGAAGAGGCAAAAUAAUGAAUCAAUAACCAACAACGUUUAAAAGAGGUAACAAUGAGAAAUAAUGUAGGAAGGUUUUUGGCGGGACAAGGCUCAGUGGUCUGAUACUGCGCGACUGCGAGGUUUCAACUCCAGUUCGUCUGCAGUGGAGAGAAAGGGCGUUUCCAGUGGUGUGUUUGUACAUAAACUGUGUCUACACUGUGUGUGUAAGUCUAUAUUAUGAUAAGGACGAGACACAUUUUAGCAGUAACGCUCACACAAUGAAGCUCCUGCGCCUCACAGACCGACUGCUGAGCGGCCAGCGGGACGUCCGUGCUCACAGUAUUAAAUUACACCACAUGCUGCUUUGUGGGAAAUAACAGGCUGUGUUUUUAUUAGCUAGCCUACAGGAUUGAGUGUGUGUGCAUGUGUGUGUGUGCUUUGCCCUGCCCUGCUGUGGUGCCAAAGUAGGAAAAAUCUCACUUUGAAUAGUCACACACAAUUCUGAUUUUUAACCCCACUGAUUUGAAGAGUUGUGGCAGUUUUUUUUUUUUUUUUUUUAAACGAUCAUGAAUAAUACACACAAUAGUUUUACAGUUGUAUAAGCAAAAUGUUUUUUGUGAUUUUUAAAAAGAAAUCUAUUUUAGCUCACUGUAAAAAUGACAAUCUGACUCCGAGUAAUCUUUUUAAUGUUUUUUGAUGUGUUUGAGUGAGAGCAAGCGUGGUGGUUGAGAGAAAAUGUAUGUCUAAACCAUAGCCUAGUUUCAUUUCAUUUUUGUGAUUGUGUUUGUGUUUGUGUUGUUUUCAGCUGUCUACCUGUUUGUCUGAGACCUGUACAUAAUGUGUCAUACGACAUGCGCAAUGUUUUUAGUCCGAAUUAGACUACAGAUUUAGAUAGAGCCAACAUCAACUGAAGCACUUAAAGGGAGGCCGAUUCCUGCCUUGUUUUCCCACCAGCCGCCAGCAGAGGGCAACAAAUAUCAGUUCCUCUAUGGGAAAUUGAAUGGAGCUUUUAACUUUUCACUAUUACUUUUCACCAUACUUUAGGUUUUUUAAAUGAUCAUGUCUCAUUGCCUAUGCUUUUUGUCUCUCCAAUUUUGUAGUAGAUCACAUAAAAAAUUACAUUAUGAGCUUCAGAAGCUGAUCAUGUCAAGUGGCAACUGUUCUGCCACAGAUCUCUUGUCUCUCUUAAACAGAUCUCUUGAGCCUUGCUUUUUGAAGUGAUUCAAAAUUUCCUUUUCACAUGCAAAAUAAAUCAGCACUUAGCGUCCACCUCUCUCACAUGAUGUUGAGUCCUGUAUGAUGUGGACUCCUUCUUGCAAUAGCUGCCUAAACACUAUGAAACAGAGUCAUUGCUCAUUUCAGGCAUCAUGGACAUCUAACACACAUGCAGGUUAAGCAACAAAGCCGUGGACAGGCAAACUCCAUUUUCAUCGUCACUUUAAGUGUGAUGUGUAUUAAUUUAGAAAGGGUGUACAUUUACACUGUAUGAUACCGCGUUUUCUCUUUUGUUUUUUUUUUUUUGUUGUUUGGUAAUUAUGCCAUGACCAAAUGUAAUUAAUACAUUUCAGACAAAUUAAUCAGUAUGUAAUUUGUUUUCUAAAACAAGUCAUUUGAUUUUACGUUUUUUUGUGUCUGUAUCAGCCAGACUCCGGCACCAGAGAGAAGUUUGGUUUUUUUAAGAUACUAGUGGUACCAGUGGGAGUUGUCUUGUGCCCUGUUCCUCCCUCUUUGUACCAGAGGUAUACGCGUCUCCAGUGCACCUGGUUUUUGAAGCAUAGUGUCUCCUGUGAGGGCUGCUCAGGACAAAGGACAGACACACACUUAAGAGGAAAGGGGAGAGAAAUGGGCUGCAGGUGAGGCUGCCGGCUAGGAUGUCGUGCCAAAAUUAAUGGGCCUUGAAGAUAUGAUUUACAAGUUGACAACACCCCUCCUCCCCCCUCCUCUUGCAGUACUUGAUUGAUCUCUCGUGACAGCAAACUCAUGCAGCUACGGGCAUAUUACGUUCUGUCAGCCAAUUGAAAUGUGUCCCCCUUCUCCACAAAAACAUGAUGAAUCAUCAUGUUUUUCUGAGAAAGGGUGACACCGUGAAGAACUGAAGCAAAAACCAUUUCGUUGAAACACUUGAAUUUUGGCGUCUGGCAGCACGCGGGUUUCUGAACCGGUGUUUUGCUGCAGCACCUUUCUUUGUGUGUCGUUUCAAAAAGAGCAAAUCAAACAAUGUAGUAUCGAGAUUCAGGAACAUAACAUGAACUUUACUAGCUGUUGUUCAACUGAUGUUUUUACGUUUGUAUGUGUGAGCUCUUGUUCAUAUGACUGGUGAGAGAAUGAAUAAACCAUUUUUAAAACAAAA